AUGGAUUUGUUUAAAGUAGGUGAUUUCUACACACAAAGAAUAUUCAAUUCUCAAGGGAGGGCCAGCGGUGGAUUUGGUGAAAUAUCUGGUCCUAAGAAUGGUACCGCCAUCCUGAAUGAGUCUAGGAUCAAAAUUUUGUUACUAGAUAGAGAUACUACACCAAUCAUAUCUAUGUGUGCCACCCAGAGUGACUUGUUGAAACAUGAAAUAUACCUUGUUGAAACGGUUGAAAAUAAUGAACGUGACAUUAUGCGUCAUUUGAAAUGUUUAGUAUACGUGAAGCCAACUGAUAAGACAAUAGAUUAUUUGGUUAAAGAAUUGGAGAGUCCUCGCUAUGGUGAAUAUCAUAUCUUUUUUAAUAACAUGGUCUCUAAAUCCCAAUUGGAACGCUUGGCAGAGGCUGAUAAUUUGAGUGUUGUGGUUAAGGUAGAAGAGAUCUUUCAAGAUUAUCAAGUUCUAAAUGAGUAUUUGUUUUCAUUUGAUAUGGCUAACAGAUCACUAUUUACCCAACAAGGAAUUUGGAGUGAAGGUAGUUUGGAAUCAACUACCUCCUCUUUGACAUCGUUACUGUUAUCAUUAAAGGUAAAGCCAGAUAUAAGAUACGAUUCUAUGAGUAAAUUAUGCCAGAGAUUAGCCCAAAGUGUGGAUAAAACAAUAUCUACCAAUGAAAAGUCGUUAUUUGAUUUCCCAAAGAUGGAUUCCACACCAUGUUUAAUUAUUCUAGACCGAAAUGCUGACCCCUACACACCUUUGUUACAACCUUGGACAUACCAAUCCAUGAUUAAUGAAUAUAUUGGUAUCAAGAGAAAUAUAGUAGAUCUUAAAGAUAUUCCACAUAUUGAUAAAUCGUUAGCCAAAGUGACGUUAUCAUCAAAAGAGGAUCAAUUUUUUAAAGAGACCAGAUAUUUAAAUUUUGGUGAACUUGGUGAUAAAGUUUCCUCGUAUGUGAAUAAAUACAAGGAUAGUAGUCAGAUUAAUGCGCAAUUGGAUUCGAUUGCAGACAUUAAGAAAUUUAUUGAAAAAUACCCCGAAUUUAAGAAACUCUCAGGAAAUGUAUCUAAACAUAUGGCAAUUGUUGGGGAACUCGAUAGACAAUUAGCUGAUCAAAACAUUUGGGAAGUUAGCGAAGUUGAACAAAAUCUUGUUGUCCACAAGGAGUAUCAGGGUGAUUAUGAGGCGCUUUUGAAGCUUCUGAAGGACCCUAAGAUUAAUAAGGAUUAUAAAUUGAAACUUGGGUGUAUUUAUUUCCUGAGACAUGACGAAUUGGACAGUGAUGGUAAAAUAGAAAGGAUCAACGAAAUCCUAGAAGUAUUGAAACAAUCGCUGCCAGCUGAAGACAUUAAUUACAUACACAAGUUUCGCAAACAAUUUCAAGAUUAUAACAAGAAAGGUAGUUCGAACGGGGAUAUAUACUCAAUUAGCGGGAGUGGUGGUGCAAAGGAUGAUCUUUUGAGUGAAUUGACAAAAAGAUUCAAUAGUAAAAUGGACCUACAUCGUCGUAUCCAUGAUAAUUCUACUGAUAAUGUUUAUAUGCAAUAUAUUCCGAAUGUGUCACGUAUACUGAGUGAUUUAUCGAGUAAUAAAUUAAGUGAAUCGAAGUAUAUGACGUUAAACGCCACUUCUCAAGGUAAAGAAAAUUUAGUAAAGACAGGCCCUCCGCCACAGGAUGUUAUAUUGUUCAUUGUGGGUGGGGUCACCUUCGAAGAAUCCCGAUUAGUGUAUGAAUUCAAUGAGACCAUGAAAGAUAAACAAGCAGGUCGCAUGCGCGUUGUUCUUGGUGGGACCUCAGUUGUCAAUACUGAGAACUAUAUAAAUUUUCUAAGGUAA
Maudiozyma saulgeensis is the source of this 1827-nucleotide messenger RNA. Lineage: Eukaryota; Fungi; Ascomycota; Saccharomycetes; Saccharomycetales; Saccharomycetaceae. The record is from the annotation of a GenBank genome assembly.